UUCGAGGAUUGGUUUCGGUUCUUUGACAACUGCUCGGCGCUAUUUCGAUAUCUCCUCCCCAGCCGCCCGUAACCGCCAUUCGCCCCAUCCAUGUGGCACGCUUUCUUGGCUGAGACUUCUUCAGCUGCCUAUUUGAUUUCAAUCUCCUGAUUGCGAUCGUGAAUGAUUUAUCUCAAGUCUCAUUAUCCACUGCUGAAAAUACUCUCGUCUCCUCCCCUCCCGUCUUCGUCUCUGCCCCCCCACCGGGCCGACGUCCCCUCCGACCCCUUGUGUCGUGUCGAUCUUUAUCCUCGAGGAAUUAAUCGCCAUCACCAUGUCUCUCCACACUUCCUACCACGCCGACUCCGAUGCCGACGACGAGUACGAGCGCAGCGUCAUCACGUCCCCUCACUUGGCCACCGAUUCCGAGGCGUCUCCCUCCGAAUCCGACUUCCCCUCUUCCGAACAGACUCCGACCACUUUUGCAAAUGCCGAUGAACAUCCUAAAUCCACCAGAACCAUCAUCACCGAAUGGACAGUCGAGGAGUGCGCCCACUUUCUUGCCGCCCUAGGUCUCCGUCAAUAUUGUCCCGCCUUCCUCGAAAAUGAGAUCGUGGGGGAAGCGCUUAUUGCUCUGAAACAUGAUGAGUUGAAGGAGAUGGGGAUUACUAGCGUGGGGCAUCGAUUAACUAUUCUCAAGAGUGUCUAUGAAACAAAGGUGAAACAAGACAUUCCGCUAGAUGCAGACCAUUAUAUUCCUCUCUCGGCGGACCAAAGUAUGAAUGAAACCGCGUCACAGGAGGAUGUCGCUCGUUUAAUCCAGUCUAUUCGGUUGCGAGAUGAGCGUAUCGUCACAGUGGAGUCUGAGUUGCGCCGUAUGGCGGAGGACUAUCGUCGGCUGAGAGAGGAGCUUCUGCCGGUUUUCAAGAUGGCUAAGGACCGUUCGCAACCGCUGCCCCCGCCCACAUCUAUGGCAAGUUCGGGCCCAGACGGAUACCACGAUAGUCAGCAGACGCUGGUGUCGCCUUCCGGCGGGAUAACUCUCCUGGACCGCUCAGCUACCCUCUCGCGACAAAUUUCCAAAAGACUUCACACGGGAGGCACCACCCCCAAGAACAAUUCCCCUACUCAUAUCCCACCCUCGAUUCAUGAAGGCCGUAUGUAUCACGACAAUGGCGUGCUAGACCCCUCAACGGCGCUCUACUCGAAUGGAAAGUCGCAGUUGUCUCCAGGGAUCCCGUCUCCCACCUCCCCAGGCGUCCACUAUACCGCAGCGCAGACUUUGGCGUCUCGAUCAUAUCAACCCACUUCCAACACUAGCCGUAGCCCCUACGACCACCACGACGACCCCUCAACAUCGCAAAACCGUGAACGCUUGAAUCCUACACCAACACAACCAAACCGUCCCGACAUCCCGACCCGGUCAGAUUCCAGAGCUGGCAAUGGUAAUGGCAAUGACCCGCCGAGCGUGGAAAUAUUCAAGUCAUUCCGUGUCUCCAUGGAGGAUCCCUGCUAUAAGGUUCUUCCCGCUGCAUUGAAGAAGUACAAUAUCAAUGCCGACUGGAAGCAAUAUGCACUGUAUAUUGUGUAUGGCGACCAAGAACGUUGUUUGGGCUUGGAAGAGCGGCCGCUCAUUCUCUUCAAGCAGCUAGAAAAGGAGGGACGGAAACCAAUGUUCAUGUUGCGAAAGCAACUGCAGCACCCCGAAAGCAGCUAUCCGCCAGUCAACCCUGUGCCUAACAGUGCUGGAUUUGAAAGCAGACAGGCACAGAUCAAUUUACCCGGCGGAGUGCUAUGAUCUGUCUGUUAUGGGCGUCGUGGGACGUAUCUCCCCGCUGCAGCGUCAGCUCUAAAUAAGAUUCGUGACAUUACUCUCUGUUGCUUGAGAUACCCCUUUCCAAGCGAUCACGUUUCAUCUUUUACCUUCUUCAUCUCCUCAUCGUUCGGUACCUUAAUUGCUCUUUUGACCUGAAAUCUUUAGUUAACAGGGUGUUUGGUGUUUGCGUCGGUGUUUGGGCAAUUAAGGAUCGGAAAAAGCAAAAGACUUGAGCGUGGUAAUCUGUUUUACUUUACUCUUGUGUUUGGGUCCUAUAUUCAUCUUCACUUCUUGCUCACUUCUUUUCUCUGGAUAAAUUUUAACUAUAUCACUUCCAUUCACAUUUUCACUUCAUUCUACCUGUGGCUUUGUAUUAGCGUUUCUGAUCUCUUCUUUCUUCACCUCUUUGGAUCCUCGAGAUCACUCUUCUUGUUUCAUGAACAAACAAGGUGCAUGCAUGGACUUCUGAUGUAUUAUCAUACCAUACCAUAUUAUAUCCUCUCUUAUAUGAAACUAUUAUAUUUGACCGGGAAAUUUGUCCGAAUCCAACUCUGUUGAAGGAAGUACUUUUGUACAUACAUAUAUUCCUUAUCUAUAUUAUGGUACGGAGUGUAUACUGUGG
Molecule: messenger RNA, 2417 nt
Organism: Aspergillus pseudotamarii
Lineage: Eukaryota; Fungi; Ascomycota; Eurotiomycetes; Eurotiales; Aspergillaceae
Product: adaptor protein STE50
Exons: 3
Coding region: 314-1777 (487 amino acids)
Biological process (GO): signal transduction
Molecular function (GO): synaptic receptor adaptor activity; ionotropic glutamate receptor binding
Source: RefSeq, a predicted model, not a curated record